AUGAUGCAAUCAUCAUCAUCAUCACAACAUAAAUAUACAAAUAGACUUGCCAAAGAGGCAUCUCCCUACUUGUUACAACAUGCUCACAAUCCAGUGGAUUGGUAUCCUUGGGGAGAGGAAGCUUUUGAAAAAGCAAGAAAUGAGAAUAAGCCAAUAUUCCUUUCAAUUGGAUAUUCAACUUGUCAUUGGUGUCAUGUGAUGGAAAAGGAAUCAUUUGAGAAUGAAGAAAUUGCAGCAAUUAUGAAUCAAAACUUUGUAAAUAUUAAGGUAGAUAGAGAAGAGAGACCAGAUAUAGAUAGAGUAUACAUGACAUUUGUUCAAUUGACUACUGGAAGUGGUGGAUGGCCAUUGAGCUGUUUCUUAACACCACAGUUGAAACCAAUAUUUGGAGGAACUUAUUUUCCACCGAAGGAAUCAAUUUAUAGAGGUAAUAUUUCAUUUCCAUCCUUGCUAAACAAGAUUCACAACAUGUGGACCAAUAAGAGAGAAGCUCUGGUUUCACAAGGUGAUAAGAUUGUCUCAGUUCUAAAGAAGGCAUUCACAGAGAAGGAGAAUGAAGAAGAGCCAGCAAAGAGUGCAGAUCAUAUUCUGAAAUUCGCUCACGAAUAUGUAGCAUCUACUGUUGAGGAUUUUCUCUCAUCAUUUGAUACAGUUUAUGGAGGAUUUUCACAAGCUCCCAAAUUUCCUCGUCCUGUUGUAAUUGAUUUCCUAUUGAGAUCUUACUAUGAAGAGAAGGAUGAUAGGAGAAAGUUGGAUAUUAUCAAUUCAGUCACUUUUACUUUGGAUAAGAUGGCUAGGGGAGGAUUGUACGACCAUUUGGGAGGUGGUUUUCAUAGAUAUUCUGUGGAUACCUAUUGGCAUGUUCCACACUUUGAGAAAAUGAUGUAUGAUCAAGGUCAAUUAGCAAUUGUGUUUGCAGAAGCAUACAAGGCCACUAGAAAUGAAUACUACAAACAAAUAUUGGAAGAAAUUCUUCUCUACAUUGAAAGAGAUAUGUCACUUGGUGAAUCAUCUGAUAUGAUUGGAUUCUUUUCAGCUGAAGAUGCAGACAGUUUACCAACUUUUGAUUCUAAAGAAAAGAGAGAAGGUGCUUUCUAUGCUUGGGAUUACCAACAAGUUGUUGAUAUUAUUGAUAAUAUGGUUCCUCAUAUUGGAAGUGUGAAACCUUCUGACAUAUUUUCAUUCAUGUUUGAUUUAAAACAAGAUGGAAAUGUGAGACAAUCAAGUGAUCCACAUGGUGAGUUGACUGGAUUAAACGUACUGUAUAUGGAUAAGUCGUUGAAGGAGACCCAGGAUAGAUUCAGUACUAUUCCACCUGAAUCAGUGGCUAAUGUAAUUAUGGAUUGCAAAGAUAUUCUAUUCAAGGAAAGAAACAAGAUGAAACCAAGACCACAUUUGGACGACAAGAUUAUCACUGCUUGGAAUGCUUAUGUAAUUAGUGCAUUCUCGAGAUCAGCCCUCCUUCUCUCAGAGCCAGGUUAUUUGAAAAUUGCCGAAAGAGCUGCCAAUUUCAUUUAUGAAAAACUCUAUGAUCGAGAAACUAAGGUAUUACACAGAAUUUUCAAGAAAAACUCUGAAAAGGAAAGAAAUAUUGCUGGAUUCCUUUCUGAUUAUGCAAAUAUGAUUUCAGCUUUGAUUGAUCUCUAUGAAGCAUCUGGUUCAAUUAAGUGGCUUAAUUGGGCAUUUGAAUUGCAAGAUAUUCAAGAUUCAUACUUUUACGAUCAGACAAAUGGUGGAUACUUUGAAGAAAGAGGUAAUGAUCCAACCAUUAUCUAUAGAUUGAAAGAGACAAGUGGUAAGUAA
Naegleria gruberi is the source of this 1803-nucleotide messenger RNA. RefSeq lists its product as uncharacterized. NCBI's taxonomy places the organism in Eukaryota, Heterolobosea, Eutetramitea, Acrasida, Naegleriidae. Bases 1 to 1803 code for a protein of 600 amino acids. Gene Ontology annotation, biological process: carbohydrate metabolic process. The transcript is spliced from 4 exons. The record is from RefSeq and is a predicted model, not a curated record.